AUGGUGACGCCCCGCCAGCUCGUACUCGUGCGGCAGGUGAUGGCCGCCAUGGUACAGGACCGGCCCUUUGGGGCACAGCUACCCGUGUCCCCAAGCUUCUCUGGUUUUACUUCAGACUCCGUCUGCUGCGUGCUCGGUGCUGUGCCGCGCUACUUCUUCCUCAGCUCCCGCUCCGUUGGCCGCCAGCGGCUCACGGCGCGGCACCGCUCGCCGCUCCGGCAGAGGAACCUCCGGCAGGAGGCUCGUGACUCGCGCGUUGGUGUCUGCAUCGGUGGCCCUGCGGCGCACAGAGAUCCCGCGAGGGUGCGGCUGGGGGUGGCCAAGGCGAUGGAGUUCUAUUCGUGGGUGGAGUCCUCAUGUGGGUUUGUGCACAACGAGGGCACUUGUAGGGAGAUGGCCCGCGUGCUGGCCAGGGCCAAUGCUCUGCGUUGUCUUUGGGGAUUCCUCGGUGCCAACCAGCGUCUCGUCGGCACCCCGACGAUGACGGCCGUUAUUAAGGUUCUUGGGGAAGAGGGCCUCUCGAGGGAGGCCCUGCAUGCGUUCUACCGGAUGAAGCAGCUUCACUGUAAGCCAGACGUGCAGACCCACAAUGUGGUGAUUGCGGCGCUCUGUCAGGUGGGGAAUUUGAAGAGAGCUCGAUUCUUGUUGGAGCAGAUGGAGCUACCGGGUGCAAGGUACCCACCAGAUACCUACACCUACACCAUCCUCAUCGCCUCUUACUGUAGGAGGAGCAUGCAAACUGGUUGCCGGAAGGCAGUCCGCCGGCGGAUGUGGGAGGCCAACCGUAUGUUCCGGCAUAUGCUCUUCAGAGGGCUCGUUCCAGAUGUUGUCACCUACAACUGUUUGAUUGAUGGACUCUGCAAGACGUACAGGAUUGGGCGCGCACUGGAACUGUUCGACGAUAUGCUCCUUAGGGGGCUCUCUCCCAAUCGGGUCACUUAUAAUUCCUUCAUUAGAUACUUCUCUGCUGUCAAUGAAGUGGACAAGGCAAUUCAGAUGAUGAGAGCAAUGGCUUCGAAGGGACAUGGCACGCCGACAUCAAGUUCUUAUACCCCAAUAAUUCAUGCGCUCUGUGAAGGAGGUAGAUUGAAUGAAGGUAGGAACCUUCUCGUGGAGAUGGUAAGUGGAGGUUCUAUCCCGAGAGAAUAUACUUACAAAUUGGUCAGUCAGACGCUGAUUGCUUCGGGAGAAGCACUGCUGCCCAUCGAUAUAUGCAGAAGAAUCAAUGCAGGUGUGGAGGCUAGACUGAGGCAUGCUAUCCAGGCAAAACCUCUUAUGGAUGGCGGAGGUUUGUUGAACAACGAGAAGGGUGAUCUUCCAUGCUAA
Spirodela intermedia is the source of this 1326-nucleotide messenger RNA. NCBI's taxonomy places the organism in Eukaryota, Viridiplantae, Streptophyta, Magnoliopsida, Alismatales, Araceae. The record is from the annotation of a GenBank genome assembly.